AUGGCCAACAUCAGUGCUCAGAAAAACGCGCGUUUUGGCGACAUCCCAUCCCUAGACAAAGAAAUGCUUUCCAUGCAAAACACGAUCUUCGGUAACAGCGAUAAGUUGUUCUCCAUGCAGGGCUCUUUUAACACGCAGGAGGAUGCGAUGAAGCCGUUGCCUUCGCCCGAAUCGGGUGGUGUGCUGACCGCGGAGACCAGCCCCACCUUCCAUGCCUUUGUCCACCCGACGAAUCGGCUUCUCGUGAUGGCGGUGGCGAAGAUGGAGCAGAACUACGUGCAAACCCGCCUCACCUUGCAGAAGUGCUCGCGAAAUGUUCUGCUGGGGGUGUUGUUGUCAAUGGUGGAUGAGGACCCCACGACGUUUGUCGAGCCGAUCCGCCUGCGGCUGGAGCACCUCCUCGCGAAUCGCGCCGGGGGAGGCGGCGGGGGCGGCGGAGGGGGGGGAAUGCCAACCUCCAACGUAAGUGGGCGCAGUGCGGGGUCCUUGAACGGCAGCACCACGAUCUGGUCCACCCCACAGACGCUGUCCGGGGGAGGGGGAGGCAAUUCCAGUCCUUCCACCAUCUUCGCCGCGCCCUCUCCUACCCACCGCAAGAGUCGGGGGCAUCGGAAUAAGGAGGACGAUCAGGAGCUCUGCAGCGUGCACCACUGCCUGCGCGUGAUGAAGCACCUCCAGCUCAACCACGCCACCGGGCUGUACGAGUGCGUGCACGGGUUUCACUGCCUGGUGGACGGCCCGCUCGAGAGCACCGCCUCCAACCCGACCUCCACCGCGAAUGUGAAUGAAAAUGCGAAUUCCAAUCCAAACGCCAACCCCGCCCCCACCUCAAACACGAGGGAGGGGGAGCCGCAGGCUUAUCAUACCUACAGCAGCCCGACUUCGAAGGAAAUUGGGGUGGAGGGUGGCAGCGGGGAGCAUCACUUCGGAUGUACUCCUCUGAUAAAGCACUUUCCCUCAACUGUGGGGGCGGGCUCGCAGAUCCUCAUGGAUGAUCAGACGGGUGGGGUUUAUUCGAUGGAGGAGGACCCCGCCUUGGAUGUCCACACGCUAACGAACCUUCUAAAAAGUGUACGAGCACUAGAGAAAGAUGAAUAG
This is a messenger RNA of Phytomonas sp. Hart1, 1098 nucleotides long. The record is from the annotation of a GenBank genome assembly. Lineage: Eukaryota; Euglenozoa; Kinetoplastea; Trypanosomatida; Trypanosomatidae.